Messenger RNA from Suillus subaureus, 1152 nucleotides. RefSeq lists its product as uncharacterized. NCBI's taxonomy places the organism in Eukaryota, Fungi, Basidiomycota, Agaricomycetes, Boletales, Suillaceae. Bases 1 to 1152 code for a protein of 383 amino acids. The record is from RefSeq and is a predicted model, not a curated record. The transcript has 12 exons.
AUGGCACCGAGACCUCCACCUACAAGAGAACCGCAACAACCCGCUUUCCUUCGUCUUAGCACAUUUCUUCGUUUGUCUCCUCGCGCGAACGCAGUCCCUGUUCGUCACAUCCAUCCUCGUGAUCCUCUAGAUGUCCCUGCUACAUUACCCCUACCAUCGUCUCUUUCAGAUCAGGUCCCAGCUCGAUUUGAUCGUUUCGAAAUAAGUUUGCCUCCCCGCUCGAAUGGAGUCGUGCAAUCCCUACGGCAGCAUCUUUCUUUCCUCGUGCCCAGACACAGCCAUGGUCCACCAGUCGUCGAAGUUGCACCAGGGCGGAAACGGCUCCUUGCUGCCAAACUACUGGAAUACAAGAAAGUAGACGAUACACGACAUCCGUCUAGCCAACAGGCGCAGGAAAACGACACAGCUGACACUGAUUCGCUCCCAGAUGUGCAUUGGGUCAAGGCGUUCCUCUGCUAUUACUCGUGUUGGUCUCAUGGCAGACUGAGGAUACCUCCUCGGUGGCACCUGGAGCGCGUCGACAUCCCUCGCCAGGACGGUACAAAUGUUGAUCUGGUCAAGACUCUCAUUGUACAUCAUCACGGACUGUACUCGGCCGUCGUCCAAAUCAACCUUCUCUUCUUUACCUCUAACCUCGUACAUACAAUCUGUGUGAAAUUCGAUAGCACGACACCAAACCACGAAAUUGUUGUGCAUGGAUUCGAGCAAGAGGACUCUCUCACUCUCAGUCCUUUCAGUUCUAAUAUUCGUACUCUCAAGUAUUGCCUUGGGUACUCGUUUGGCCAACCUGAUCAUCGACCGUCAACGAAUUUCACAUUUCGAUCUGCAUUUGUGACGCUCCACCCGACAUCCUUGCUCAAGCUAGCAUACGCAUUCCCUACAAACGUCCAUCAUUCCCUGAUACAACCCGUCGUUCUUCUGGCGGGCACUGCAGACAGCCGGGAGCUCUUCAUCGACUCCCUUGCCCAGUGGCAGGCCUUUUUCAAUUCUAUCCGGUGGUUGUCCGACAAGGGAAAGCAAAAGAAAGAGGAGAUGAAGGAGGAAUCACGGCCAGUCUAUGAUGAGCUUGAGGACGACGAAGAGGAAGCAAAUGUUCUUGAUCUAGUCGUGCCUCCUCUCGGGUACACUAAACCUAUUCGUUCACAAAAUUAA